UUUUUGCCUAAACAAAGCAAGGUUUAUGAAAGGCAUAUAUUUAGAUUACUUAAACAAGAAACUGAUGAGAGAUUUGAAAAAUUUCUUGUAAGGCUGCGUCAGCAGAGCAAAAAGUGCAAAUUUGCUAAUGGGGAAGACGACAACAUAAUCGAUCAAGUGGUCGAAAAAUGCAAUUCAAUGGAACUCAAGAAAAAAAUCCUUACCUUAGGUGAUGACGUUACACUGGACAAAGUCAUAGCGGAAGCGAAUGCUAUAGAGUCGGUACAAAGGCAGCUCUCGGAUUACGGCAACGGUAGUGCACCGCGUCCCAUUGCGAACAUAAAUAAAAUUGACACUAAGCGUGAAUUUGACCAAAAUAAAGGUUGCUCACGUUGUGGAAGUGAGAAGCAUAAUGGUGACAGUCCAACAUGUCCCGCCAAAGAUAAAAAAUGCUCAAAGUGCGGGUAUAUUGGACAUUUCAUGGCUAAGUGUCGAACGCGGGCUAGUAAACGUAGGUCGACGCACGCAAAUGGGGGGAAAAUGCCUAUUAAAAAGAUAAAACAUGACAAUAGUGCCAAAAAAUCCGAAAAUUCUAACGACGAUCAGAAAAAGGCCUCAUCCAACGUCAAUUACAUAUUUUACUUUGAUGGGGAUGGUAAAAUAAGAUGCGACAUAGGCGGUGUUGACAACGUUGAACUUCUAAUAGACUCUGGAAGUAAUCAUAACAUAUUAACCGAUAAAACAUGGACCUAUCUUAAAAGUUGCAAUAUACAGGCUACAAAACAAAAUGCAAAACCAGACAAAACAUUUAUGGCGUACGGUAGCUCGGUACCCUUGACAGUUCUAGGCUCUUUCCAAGCUGUGAUUAAAAUCGGAGCAGAACAGAAAAACAGCACCUUCUACGUUAUCCAAGGCGGAACACGAGACUUACUCGGCAAAGAAACGGCUACAGAUCUUAAAGUCCUCAAAUUAGGUUUGGACAUCAAUGCGGAAAUUUAGAGACAAGUUACCAUCUAUAGUUCGAGAGAGGAGUGGAGUUGAUGAGGAAGUAAGGGAUAAAGACACUAUAAUGAAAGAGAAAGGAAAAUCGUAUGAAGACAGAAGAAGGAAAGCUACAGAAUAUGGAAUAGAGGUUGGAGAAAAAGUAUAUGUGAAAAAUAUGACAAAAGGAAAUAAGCUUACUGCUCCAUUCAACUCCACCCCACACACAGUACUCAGCUCUAGUGGAAAUGAAUAUAAGGUAAGGAACGACGAUUCAGGCCAGGAAUAUAGAAGGAACAUCGUGCACUUAAAAAGAGUUCAAGGCGAAUGGCAAAUAUAUGAUCCAGAAAAACACACACAAGAUGUAGCACUCGACAGUAAUGAGGCACUGGAAGAUACUGACAAUAUUGAAUAAUUGUGAUUGAAACAUUUUCUUCCAAAUGGUUGAUUAAGUAAAUAAGUUUAAUUUAUGUUACAUUAAUUAUAUUGUAUUUUCUUCAUUUUGUAAACAAGGAAGAGGUGUGACGUUUAAGAAUUAAAACUGAGCCAAGAGCACGCGUGGCGCCACCGGCGGCGAUUAGUCGAGACCCGACGGUUGAGCUGAGCGGACGUGCGCGUGCGACUUGCAGUGUGUGAAAGUA
Helicoverpa zea (corn earworm) is the source of this 1601-nucleotide messenger RNA. RefSeq lists its product as uncharacterized. Bases 965 to 1375 code for a protein of 136 amino acids. Lineage: Eukaryota; Metazoa; Arthropoda; Insecta; Lepidoptera; Noctuidae. The record is from RefSeq and is a predicted model, not a curated record. The transcript has 2 exons.